Messenger RNA from Acanthisitta chloris (rifleman), 291 nucleotides. It is a transcript of the gene CXCL13, whose product is annotated as chemokine (C-X-C motif) ligand 13. Gene Ontology annotation, molecular function: chemokine activity; CXCR chemokine receptor binding. The transcript is spliced from 3 exons. The record is from RefSeq and is a predicted model, not a curated record. Bases 1 to 291 code for a protein of 96 amino acids. NCBI's taxonomy places the organism in Eukaryota, Metazoa, Chordata, Aves, Passeriformes, Acanthisittidae. Gene Ontology annotation, cellular component: extracellular region. Gene Ontology annotation, biological process: chemokine-mediated signaling pathway; neutrophil chemotaxis; cellular response to lipopolysaccharide.
AUGGGAACGGGAGCAUCCAUGCUCCCAUGGCUGCUGCUGCUGCUGCUGGUGAUGUCCCACUCAGCCCACGCAGCCAUCCUGGAGGUGAAUGGAAACCUGAGCUGUAGAUGUGCCAAGACAACCUCAGUCUUCAUCAGCCCCAGGAAAUACGAAAGCAUUGAGCUGAGGCCUGUGGGCAGCACCUGCAGGCGCACAGAGAUCAUAAUCAAAUUAAGAUCCUCAGACAAGGUGUGUGUGAAUCCUGAAGCCCCUUGGGUAAAGAGGCUGCUGAAGCAUAUUGCGAGCACGUAA